AUGUGUCGCUUGUGCCUAGCCUGUUUUCCUCUGCAUUCAUUUGAUUCUCUUACAGUUGUAAGCAGACGCAACACACGGAUUAGCGACUAUAGCGAAAAGGGCCUUUACUCUGUUACUUCUGAUAGCGAUACUGCCAGAAAUCCCGAUCUUAAUAAUGAUGUUUUGCGUUCUUGCGCCUUGCCUUGGGAUAAUGGGUUGGGAUGGGGUGUUACAUCAGCAUAUACAAAAACUUCGAGGUCAGUAUCGCUGUCGCUACAACUUCGUUCUCCACUCACUCCUUUGAGCUUCCGUCCUGCACUUCAGGCAAUUAACGACCACCCCACGACGGCCAAAGCCGAGGCCCAAGACGAGAGUCUCGCAGGAGACGCUAGUUGUGGAAAAAACCCCGUUUCCAACAGAGCGAAGCUCGCCAAAACAGUCGUACCACAACUUUCAAAGCCUUCAGACAGAGAAAAAAUAUCGCUUUUGUUUAUUUCGUUAUUAGAGACUGAGACUAAGGGCUCAGCUACUGGUUUUAUUCAAUACAUUCGUAUAGAAACCAAUCAUUUACGCUUUCAGCAUUUAGGUUUGAUUUCAGGAGAAUUUUCUGAUUUUACAUUCUUGACUGAAUUGCGACUAAAUGCUAACAUUGACUGGUCAAGCUUGUACAUUUCCCUAUCUACUUUUGUUAGAUGA
Messenger RNA from Pieris macdunnoughi, 675 nucleotides. The record is from the annotation of a GenBank genome assembly. Lineage: Eukaryota; Metazoa; Arthropoda; Insecta; Lepidoptera; Pieridae.